GUUCUUCUUCGGUCGCCAUCGUCUCCGUAUCGGAGACAUCGUUUGCUCAGUAGUUGUUCAUCAAGACAACGACACCUUCAAUGAAUUUAAAUAAAAGAAACUGUAACUAAUUGAAAUCAAACAAAUCGAGAGCGAUCGUUGGCGGAAGUCGCCUCGUUCAGGGAGGUUUAACAGAGAGUUUCGCUGAUUGAAAUUUUGGAAGGAAAGAAAAAAUCAAUCGCUUUCCGAUCGAUCGAGAUUGAUAAAAACAGAUUCGACGCAGAUAUAUAGAUCGACUACGAUUGCGAUUAAUAAUAAUCACCGAUCGAGCUCGUCGAGCCGAUCGUUUUCGCGCACGUUGAAUAAUCGAUAAAACGAAAUCGCGAAGCAAAGUCGAUAGUGUUCGCGCGCGACUGUGCUGCACAUCAUUCUACCAUUCCCUCUAUGUUUGGGACAUAUAAAACUGGUGUAUUUUUCCCCUCGAAAAAAAAAAAUAGGAAUAUGUAUGAAGCGUGCCGAUCUCUCGCGCGGAGAGACCCUCGCUUUAAAACAAACUACUACUUGAAGAGUCGAGGGGGAGCACGGUGGUAACCUGUUGCGGAGAAUACGUUAUCGAGAUAUUGUUUAAUGCUCGUCGCAAGACGAGAGCUAUUCUUCACCUUCUCGCAAAGCUUCACCUCCGCUUUGUCCUGUCCGUUAAGAUUCGGAUCAAAACAAGCAAGGAUUUCAAGGAACACGAAAUUACAUCUAUCACUUCUCAACAAAUCAACCUAUGAAACUUUUCUCCAAGUUUCAUCCAGCGAUUCGCUGAAUGAGAACGGCGAAACUCAAGAAGUUAUUAUUCUUGCGUUUACAGAUCUUCAGAUAGAAUAAUGUCGCGCAAGUUGUCGGCGAUAUUUCUUUGAGAAAAUUAACAUUGAAUUAACAAUUACAAGCCGUUGUUUCCGAACACUUGGUUAUCAAUGAGAACGUAAUUUCACAAUGAACGCAAUUAUUGAUUACAAUCAGUGACGCAAACAAUAACUCUCGGAUUUAGAUACAUCGUGAUACUUCUCUUUGCGCUUGUGCGAUCUAGUGAUGAGACUUAUGCCCGACGCACGUGCGUACUUCUCUCCGUUUCGGACAUGUUUUUCGAACUGAGUCGUUCGAGUUGUCCCGAGUGCGUCGAGUGUGUCGGGAAAGAACGAAUAAACGACUUCUCGUGAAUCUCGUGCUUCUCUCGUGCUUUUGUUGCUUUGCUCCGCACGUAUAUUAACUAGCGCAAAGUGGAAAACCGAGCCGCGCGGCGCGAGUCGAAGCGUCUCUCUCUCUCUCUCUCUCAGCGCGCGGUAAAAACAAUCACGCGCAGACGAAUGUGAAGCCAUCGUUCGCAAUCGAAGUCAUGACUCUUUCAUAAGGAGAGUCCCAGGAGAGCGAGAACCCUCGAGCAAAAUUGUGCGGAUGUCGAUUGUAAUAAACAUGUCCGAGGACGCGAACCAGGAGCGGAAUCAGACGUUCGUCGAUUUCGAUGCGGACUGGCGCACCGAAUUGAAAAAUGUCACCGAGAUCUAUUCCUCGUUGAAUUACGUCAACUUUACGUCGUUGCCCGACGUCAACACGACGGAGGAGAUCGACUCGUUUUACUUCUACGAGACGGAACAGUUCACGGUGCUUUGGCUGCUGUUUGCAGUGAUCGUAGCCGGCAAUUCCGCGGUCCUCGCCGGACUUCUGCUGGGAAAACGCAGAAAAUCGCGAAUGGACUUUUUCAUCAAGCAGUUAGCGUUUGCGGAUCUGCUGGUCGGCCUAAUAUCCGUAUUGACAGACAUUGUUUGGAGAGCGACGGUCACGUGGUACGCGGGCAACAUAGCGUGCAAGCUGAUAAGAUUUAUGCAAGCCUUAGUUACUUACAGCUCGACCUACGUUCUCGUGGCUCUGUCAAUCGACAGAUACGACGCCAUUACCCGUCCGAUGAACUUCUCCGGCAGCUGGUGGAGAGCUCGAGCUCUGGUAAUAACGGCUUGGGCUCUGUCAGCCUUAUUCAGCGCGCCGAUUAUAUUUCUGUACGAGGAAACCCGAAUACAGGGUACAACGCAGUGCUGGAUCGAUUUGGGCUCGCCGAUCCAGUGGAAAAUCUACAUGACACUGGUGAGUAUCAGCCUCUUUAUAGCACCCACGCUGAUAAUAGGAGGCUGUUACACGGUGAUCGUGAUCACGAUUUGGUCACAAGGAUCCGCGCUACGUCAGGGACCCACGAGAGACACUCGAAGAGCGUCGUCGAGAGGACUGAUUCCCAGAGCGAAAAUCAAAACCGUCAAAAUGACUUUCGUCAUAGUGUUCGUCUUCAUUCUUUGCUGGAGUCCGUACAUAGUGUUCGAUCUUCUUCAAGUUUAUGGUCACGUGCCAAAAACUCAAACCAAUAUUGCGGUAGCCACUUUCAUACAAAGUUUAACGCCGCUCAACUCGGCUGCCAAUCCGAUCAUUUAUUGUCUAUUCAGUACGUCGUUUUGCAAGACAAUACGAAACAUGCAGGCAACCUCGUGGAUUUCGGGAUGGUGUCCGUCCUGCUUCGGUGGCGGACCGACGAACAGCAGCAGAAGAGCGACCGUAACGACAUCGCUGACGGCGCAAUCUUCUCGCAGAAACGGACACUUCACUAUGCUGCACUCCACGUCGCGAAAACGCGUUAUGGUCUCCUUGGUCUAAAGAGAGGUCGCGAGAAUGAACAAUUUCCAUGCGGAUUGAUGCUCUAGCUAAGUAUCUUGGUACAAGAAAUGCAUUUACUUAAGGCACACACGUCUGUGCUCAACGACAGACUCAAUCGUUGCGCGGAGAACGUAAGUUGAUUUUCUUUCGUCUCGAACGAAUAAUUUUGGGUGAACAUUUAUUUAUUUAUUUUUUUUUUGUGAAAUAAUCUCAUAUUCAGUUCGAAAAUAUAUACCGGCCGGCAAAUGUAUCCGAACUAUAUUCUCUUUCUAAUGUAAUUGCCAGAAGAAAGAAAGUAGUUCUCGAAAUAAAAUUUUACUUUUUUGAUUUAACAACAUAUGUUUGUGACUGUUUUGCUUUGAUUUUUUUUCUGCUGUAAGAUUCAGUGACUAGAGAGAUCGACGUACUUUUUAGUGAUCGCGUGUAUUUUAAAUUAUGAUGUAAUACAUAAUAUUAAAACUGGCGAUCUACCCGAUAGUUUUUGGUGUUUCGUCGCUAAUUUUCUAAGUUUCUAUCUCUAUAUGUACGUAAAAUACCGAUGCUCGUCUUGUAGACGAUCUCAACGAUCUCAUAUUGCGCUUCAUGCAUCACGUAAUCUUGUUUAGUAGUUUCUUAAUGAAAAUACAGAAAAUAUAUUGAGGAAACUCUGUACAUAUUAUAUAAGUUAUGUUACACGAUCCUCUUUUAAACUUUUAGAGACUGUAAGUGGCUAUAAAUAACAAAAGAUAAAUAAAGCACACGACUAAAAGCCGUUGUAAUUAAUUUUAAUUAUAUUAACUAUAAAAAAAAGUGUAUGCCUCACACUCGAAAACAUUACAGAACCAUUGUUAUUAAAGACAAAUAAUUAA
Molecule: messenger RNA, 3509 nt
Organism: Pseudomyrmex gracilis
Lineage: Eukaryota; Metazoa; Arthropoda; Insecta; Hymenoptera; Formicidae
Gene: CCAP-R
Product: cardioacceleratory peptide receptor-like
Exons: 8
Coding region: 1420-2661 (413 amino acids)
Biological process (GO): G protein-coupled receptor signaling pathway
Cellular component (GO): membrane
Molecular function (GO): vasopressin receptor activity
Source: RefSeq, a predicted model, not a curated record